Molecule: messenger RNA, 1743 nt
Organism: Ustilaginoidea virens
Lineage: Eukaryota; Fungi; Ascomycota; Sordariomycetes; Hypocreales; Clavicipitaceae
Exons: 3
Coding region: 1-1743 (580 amino acids)
Source: RefSeq, a predicted model, not a curated record
AUGCCCUGCUUCAAGGGCAUUGCGGUGAGCAUUCACGCGAAUGGCGCCCCGCUGCCGGAGUAUGGCAUGCAGAAGCAGUCAAGAGUGUCCCGCAUCAGCUCCUAUAUUCCUGUGCCGCAACCGAACCUGAGCGGCGACUCCAACAAGCCCGAGCCGGCCAAGUUUGCCAUCUCCAUCACCCUGCUGACCCCAGGCCUGGCGAUACCUUACUCAGCCCCCAAGGCCACGAAUAAGAACCCAUAUCCCAAGCCUCAGUAUGUUGGCAGUCUUGCAUCCGGCUCAGGCAACGAGCGCGGGAAAUAUGCCGGCAUAGUCAACCCGUAUAUUCCCAUGACCAAUUCCGAAAACGAGACGAUUGCUGCCUACAUAUAUUUCGACGGUCGUGCCAAGGAGGAAGUGGCCACUCUGCUGCGGCCCGGCGAGGAAACCUGGGUGAACAGCCGGUGGGUUCAGGUGCCCGACUCCGAAGGCGGCGGGCUGGCCGAGAGAGAAUUCUUGUUUCGCGAGGUGGGCUUGGAACGCUGGCUCAACGGGCUUGACCUGCAGGGCCAUGACGCGGCCGAGAAACUGGAAAAGCGCCGUCAGAAGUUUGAGAAACGUAGGCGGAGACAGACGCUUGUGCAACAAGGUGACGCCGACUUGGACGCCGCAACCGAGUCCCGCAAAGACACUUGGCGGUACGGCGCAGAUGAUGGCUCGCCUAUUGAGGCUGUGUUCGACUCAGACUCCUGGUCGGAUGAUGACGACGAGCCACCAGAAGCUACAGGCCAAAUCAAGGUUGCCAUGUUUCGAGUUCUUGCAUCGGGUGAAAUCAAGAAGGGGGAAUACUCGCCGCAAUUCGACGCCCAUGACGGAGACGACGAUUACGCCGGCAACGCCGACAACAAUAUCGAUGCUGAUGUUGAGCACACCACGAGCUUCGCCAAGCCCAAGACCCUGGAUCCCAAAACGAUUAGCACUCAAACGGUGACGGGGAUUGACGGGCCGGACAAGCCGUACGCUGUCUUUACAUUCUUCUACAGAGGUGACAGACAAUUGCAAAAGAUUGGUGUCAUACAAUCGGCCAAGACUUCCCAGGCGACACCUGUCUCCGCCAACAAGCGGCGGUCUGGGCAACUCGACUUCUCCAGCCUUGGUCCUCUGAAAGCAGGAGGCACCGUCGGCUUUUCAGCUUUCCGCGACCAAACUUCCGAAGCGGCCCGAAGGAAGAAAGCACGGAAGAAGAGCAAUGGAAACAUUGCAGACGACAGCGACGACGACGACGACGAUGACGAUGAUGACGCCAGCGAUGUAUUCGUCAAAAUGGAGGAUGACGGCAAAGAUGACGACGAAAAGCUGGCCGUCGAGGACACCAAAUUCGGAGGCGAACUUGCAGAUGGUGUUAACCGGAUUCGCCUUAAGCGAGCGCACUCGGCUGACCCUGAUGGCCAUCUGACACCAGAGACGUCUCAACGAAGUCAAACGGAGGACAGCCCCGUCCCACAAGCACCACCCAGUCUCCAAACUCCCGGGGCUGUACAAGCGAGCAACGGCAUACCAGCAGAAGGACUCCUUGGCAGCCCCUUCAAAAAACCUCGCCCGAGUGAGGACAUGACCAACGCAGGAGAAAAGUACGGCCCGACGCAAAGUCUCAGUGCGGCGCUUGACGCGGCUGUUUCGGGGCAACCUGAAGCAGCUGCUUUAUCGAAAACCAGCACUGUACCGCCAUCCGAGGUGGAGCAAGAGGAAGAAGAAGAACUGUGA